AAGUCCGGGCCCAGGCCCAAUUCUCCAACCUAAGAGGUUCUCAGCACUUUGCCCAAGGAGCGGUUAGUCUCAGUGCCAGACCUCGUUCCCAGAGAAGGGUCAGGGCGGGGCUGGAGCCUCGGCAAGGGCCCGACUUCUGGUUUCGAACAAGUGGAGGCUGAGGACCCGGGAACUUACUGCUACCCUACAACUUACAAGCUGUGUGACUCUGGGCAAAUUUACCUUCGCUGGGCUUUAGUAUAUGCAUCAAUGAUACUAGUCCAGACGAUCUUUAAGACCUGAAGAUAUUUCUGUGGAUAUGCGCAUAUAACUUUUGAAAAUAUCUAUUGUGUGCUGCUGCAUUUGUUAAUAAGAUGUUUGGUAGAUUGAGUCUUCCUCAAAUAAUUCUUGCAAGUGUCCUUGGUGUUGCUGGAGGAAUAUAUAUUUAUCAGCCAAUCUUUGAACAAUAUUCCCGAGAUCAGAAAUUAUUAAAGGAAAAGCCACAAAUUGUUCAAGAAUCAGAAGAGAAGAAAAGUUAAUGAUGGACUUGAAUUGUACUAGGUACUUAAAACCCAAGUCAUUGAGAAGAUGCACCUGUUAUUAUUUUGAGUAUGAUUAAAUCAAGGAUAAUGAUUUAA
Messenger RNA from Gracilinanus agilis (Agile Gracile Mouse Opossum), 617 nucleotides. It is a transcript of the gene PIGBOS1, whose product is annotated as PIGB opposite strand 1. The record is from RefSeq and is a predicted model, not a curated record. The transcript has 3 exons. The coding region runs from base 354 to 518 and encodes 54 amino acids. Lineage: Eukaryota; Metazoa; Chordata; Mammalia; Didelphimorphia; Didelphidae.